Paracoccidioides brasiliensis Pb18 is the source of this 249-nucleotide messenger RNA. RefSeq lists its product as uncharacterized. The record is from RefSeq and is a predicted model, not a curated record. The transcript is spliced from 2 exons. The coding region runs from base 1 to 249 and encodes 82 amino acids.
AUGUCGGUUGUCUUCAGUGGUCAAGUUUUCGAUGCCGACGAGUUGAGUCGUCCAGAAAACCAAGUCUGUUUUUGGUGUGUGGAUAGACGGCAGUUUCAAUUGAGGAAGGCGGAAGCUCAUUGCGUAAAUUAUCGGUUUUUACCGGAGGGAAAUGUUGGCAUUGCGGCAGCAACCAGUGCCUGGGGCGUGCAAAUGGUGGGCUUGAAACGACCUUCGCGAAUGGAAGAUCCCGAGCUGAAAUGGGAUUAA